Messenger RNA from Penicillium olsonii, 2031 nucleotides. The record is from the annotation of a GenBank genome assembly. NCBI's taxonomy places the organism in Eukaryota, Fungi, Ascomycota, Eurotiomycetes, Eurotiales, Aspergillaceae.
AUGUCGAGCUCCUGGGCACUGUUCAUUAUGAUCAUGCUGCUCAUGUUCGCUCUAUUCACCAGUUACAUCUUGCAGCAAAAGAAGAUUCAGGCUGUGCACGAGACUGUGUUGUCGAUUUUCGCAGGCAUGUUCGUGGGUCUGAUCAUUCGUUUGACACCUAAGUCCACCCUCCAGGACAGUGUUGCCUUUGACUACCAGUUCUUUUUCAAUCUUCUCCUCCCUCCCAUUAUCCUCGCUUCCGGAUAUGAGCUUCACCAAGCCAACUUCUUCCGCCACAUCGGCACUAUCCUCACCUUCGCAUUCGCCGGCACCUUUAUCUCCGCGAUCGUUCUCGGGACGGUCUUGUACCUAUGGACCCGCAUCCCGCUGAAUGGCUUGAACAUCUCCUUCGUUGAGGCUAUCUCCGUUGGAGCUACACUCUCCGCCACAGACCCUGUCACCAUUCUCGCGAUCUUCAACCUCUACAAGGUGGAGCCCAAGCUGUACACCAUCAUCUUCGGAGAAUCCAUUCUGAACGAUGCGAUUGCCAUUGUGCUCUUCGAGACGGCGCAAAAGUACGCCGAGAGCGCAGCUGGCUCCCUGACCAUCCUCAAUCUGUUCGAGGCUAUUGGUCUAUUCUUGCUUGUGUUCUUUGGUAGCAUGGUGAUCGGUAUGCUGGUGGGAAUUGCCACGGCGCUAGGCCUCAAGUACACUCUGGUGCGACGCAUGCCUAAGAUUGAAAGCUGUCUGAUCAUUUUGAUCGCAUAUGCCAGCUACUUCUUCUCCAAUGGCGUCCACUUGUCCGGCAUUGUGUCUCUCCUCUUCUGCGGCAUCACUCUCAAGCAUUAUGCUUACUACAACAUGUCCCGCCGCACGCAGUUGACCACCAAAUACCUAUUCCAGGUCAUGGCUCAAUUGUCGGAGAACUUUAUCUUCAUUUACCUCGGUUUGGAUCUCUUUGUGGAGGCCAAUCUGCAGUUCAACCCUUUGUUUAUCAUGGUUGCCGUCGUUGGUAUCUGUCUGGCGCGCUAUCUCGCGGUUUUUCCGCUGUCCAAGGCCAUCAAUUGGUUCAUUCGAUACCGCGCCCACCGCCGUGGCUAUGAGGUUGCUGAUGAAUUGCCUUUCGCUUAUCAAGCUAUGCUCUUCUGGGCUGGACUCCGCGGUGCUGUCGGCGUCGCUCUGGCCGCGGGUCUUACUGGAGUGAAUGCCCCUGCACUUCGUGCCACAGUCCUUGUCGUCGUCGUGUUGACUGUUAUCAUCUUCGGUGGAACCACGGCCCGCAUGCUCGAGAUUCUUGGCAUCCGAACUGGCGUGGUCGAAGAGCUCGACUCCGAUGAUGAGUUCGAUAUCGAAGUCAUCCAUGGCGGCACUUAUUACAAACGCUCCGGUAAUAGCCUAGGCUACACACCCCGCCGGAAUGACACAACCAUUCCUCUGGAAGGACUCACAACUGACCCUCAUCCUCCACGCACCGGACUUGGAGAACGAGCCGGGAGCUACUCGAGCGGAAGCAACCGUCGCCCAAGCCCACCCACCCACACCCGCAUGUACUCCGCCGCCUACAGUAACAAGGAUCAACCCUGGCGCGACCGCCAAGCCGCCGCGACCCUCCUCAACGCUGGUGCAGGCCCGAGCAAUGCCGAAGGCAGUGACGACGAAUUUGGUCUUCCCCCCACCGGCGCCCACCCUAAAAACCCCAACAAUCCUACCCACCCUGAUAAGUUUGACCUCGAUAUCGAAGGGUUCUCCGACGACGACGACGACGACGACCUGCCCCCCGCGGCCAGUGGUGCUUCACGUCUCCGUCGCUCCGCCUCCCAGCCUCCUCGCCCUGCUACCGUUUCUCCCAACGCCGCUGCCGCCUCCACCAGCGUUUCCCCAUCCCGCCAGGUUUCCGGCCUUACUGCUCGCGAGGCACUGCGCGAUCUCUUCUCCGGUGGUGCUUCAGGUGACCACGCCGCUUGGUUCCGCCAACUGGACGAGGAUUACAUCAAGCCCACUCUGCUGCUGGACCAGUCCACCCACAAGGGACCUGGACCUGGUAACGUUUGA